This is a messenger RNA of Ipomoea triloba (trilobed morning glory), 1388 nucleotides long. RefSeq names its product isoflavone reductase homolog. The record is from RefSeq and is a predicted model, not a curated record. Lineage: Eukaryota; Viridiplantae; Streptophyta; Magnoliopsida; Solanales; Convolvulaceae. Bases 151 to 1095 code for a protein of 314 amino acids. Gene Ontology annotation, molecular function: oxidoreductase activity. The transcript is spliced from 4 exons.
CUACUUUCUCAAAAAUGAGAAAGUAGAAUUUGGGGUACACCUGCAGUGGAACUCCUUAUCUAUAUAUGUGGUUGCUAGAGGCUAAGCCUAAGGGAGAUUCACUGCAAUACUUGUUUGGGUCAUCAGUUAUUAUAUUAUUGGCAGCUAGAAAUGGAAAAAAGUAGGGUUCUUGUUGUGGGUGGCACGGGCUAUAUUGGGAAGAGAAUAGUGAAGGCGAGCUUAGCCCAUGGCCAUGCCACUUAUGUCCUCCAUCGCCGCGAGAUCGGUAGCACUUACGACAUCGACAAACUCCAAAUGUUGUUGUCGUUCAAGGAGGCAGGAGCUCGCUUAGUGGAGGCCUCCUUCGAUGACCACCGGAGCCUUGUCGACGCUGUGAAACAAGUGGACGUGGUCAUAUGCACCAUGUCGGGAGUGCACUUUCGCUCUCACAACAUUCUCCUGCAGCUCAAGUUGGUUGAGGCCAUUAAAGAAUCUGGAAAUAUCAAGCGUUUCGUGCCAUCGGAAUUUGGCAUGGAUCCAGCAAGAAUGGGAAAUGCGAUGGAAGCAGGGAGGGUUACAUUUGAUGAGAAGAUGGAAAUAAGGAAGGCCAUUGAAGAAGCAAAUAUUCCCCACACUUACAUUUCAGCUAAUUGCUUUGCUGGCUACUUUUGUGGCAACCUUUCUCAACUUGGCUCUCUUCUUCCCCCCAAACACAUAGCCUACAUAUACGGGACUGGCAAUGUCAAAGUGAUAUAUAUGGACGAAGAUGAUGUGGCAGCAUACACAGUGAAGUGCAUAGAUGACCCCAGGACCUUGAACAAGACAGUAUACUUAAGGCCACAACAAAACAUCUUAACUCAGAGGGAGUUGAUUGCUAAAUGGGAAAACUUAAAAGGAAUCGAGCUUCAGAAGAUCACGGUUACUGCUGAUGAAUUCUUGGCAUCCAUGAAUGAUAUGGACUUUGUUGGUCAAGUAGGAGUGAUAUUUUACUACCACAUUUUCUAUGAGGGUUGUUUGACAAACUUUGAGAUAGGAGACGAUGGAGAAGAAGCUUCGCAACUUUACCCAGAAGUUCACUACACUCGAAUGGAUGAAUACUUGAAACGGUAUCUUUAAUAAAUAUAACAACAAUCAACGAUGGACUUAUAUGGUAGCCAUAAAUUUGCUGAAUUUCGGUGUUUUUUUUUUUUUUUUAUGUGUGUGUGUGUGACUAAUCACGAUAUUUCUACACUCUUAAUAAUUGGGAUAAGUCCCAGACCUAUGACCUUUCAUUUGGAAUUGAAGAAGGGUCACAACAAUGCCAUCAAACUACAAGGUACUUGGCAUUUCAUUCAGUUUGUUAUUCAUUUGAGUUGAUUUUUUUUUUUGUUGGAUAAUUAUUAGCUAUGACAAAAUCUCCUAUUAGAUCA